GCCGACGAUUUGCACGACGCGUGUUUGUUGGGAUUUCAAAGCCAGCGACUUCCUCGACCGCUCGGCCCGCUCAAGCAGUCCCAAGCGGAAGCGGGUUGGACAGCCUAAGCCGUCCAAGGAUGAUGAGUCCCCCUGCCGCAUGCUGAGCUUACUAAG
Molecule: messenger RNA, 156 nt
Organism: Symbiodinium pilosum
Lineage: Eukaryota; Dinophyceae; Suessiales; Symbiodiniaceae
Source: the annotation of a GenBank genome assembly